Messenger RNA from Panicum hallii, 1043 nucleotides. RefSeq names its product membrane-anchored ubiquitin-fold protein 4-like. NCBI's taxonomy places the organism in Eukaryota, Viridiplantae, Streptophyta, Magnoliopsida, Poales, Poaceae. The transcript has 3 exons. The record is from RefSeq and is a predicted model, not a curated record. The coding region runs from base 228 to 644 and encodes 138 amino acids.
AAGAGAAUUUUUCCUCCUAACCUGCCUAGCUCGCCUUCUUGCUUCUCCUGCUCCUCUUCCUCCUGCCCAUCCCCUCGCGUUCCUACACCAAACCCUAGCCCCAGCACCGGGCCCCACCCCGGCCUCCGCUCGCGCCGGCCUUAGGGGUUCUCGCUCUGAGCGGCCGGGAUCCGCAGGGCUCCGGUUGGGUCCCGGAAGCGUCCCGGCUCUUGGCGGGAGUCCAGGAAAUGGCGGAGAAGGAGGGGGCCAAGGUGGGGGCCGAAGAGAUGGAGGAGCGGGAGCGCGAAGGGGAGGCGGAGGAGGUGGAGGUCAAGUUCCGGCUCUUCGACGGCUCCGACAUCGGCCCCGUCCGCUGCAACGCCGCCGCCACCACCGUCGCCGCGCUCAAGGACCGCGUCGUCGCCGACUGGCCCAAAGAUAAAUCAAUUAGCCCAAAGACUGCUAAUGAUGUGAAACUGAUAAGCGGAGGAAAAAUUCUAGAAAAUGAUAAGAGUGUUGCUCAAUGCAGAGCACCUUUUGGUGAUCUUCCCAGUAAUGCUAUCACAAUGCACGUUGUUGUUCCACCAUCAUCAGCCAAAUCAAAACCAGAUAAGAAGGCCAACAAGUUGCCCAAAACUACACGCUGCUCUUGUACCAUACUAUGAAUUACAAAGGUCAAGUCUACGAGACCAACAAUAAUUUGUAUGUCCACCAAAAGUCCUGCGGAGAGACUAGUUGCCCAAAGGUCAAUGAAGCCCGGUGUCAUUCUCUGUUAACGGGUGGCGACGGCGGAAGACGACGUCCAUAUGUUGUAAGCUACUAUUGUAAUUGUAACCUAGGUACAAAGAGUCGGUCCCUCUGCCAUGCGGAUAGGGAAAUAGUUUGUCGUGGUUGUCGCGUUUUACCCUACAAGAUGUUCUAUAUGAUGUACAAGAUACAAACACACGCUGUUUUGGGUUGUAGUAGACCUUGUUGCUGCUCUACCAUGUCAAGAUUGUUUCAGAGUUGAGGUAUCCUGUUGGGCAACGAGUCAAUAUGAAUCUGAUUGCUUUAUUCUUGAAACA